AUGCUGCUCACCUCUAUGCUUGCACUUAAGCAUUCGUCCAUGACGCUGGUUGUGGUUUUCAGAUGUUUGUCGCCCCUUUUUGCCAUGCCAAUUGAAUGGUUUUACCCCAAGCCCUUGAGAAUUUCCAUGGCGAUGCUGGGCGCCAUGCUCUGCAUGCUGCUAGGUGCCUGCCUCUAUGCCUCACAGCUCCCAUGGGUUGCCUGGUGGCAGGCCAUCUCAAGGGCAAACCAUGGUGGGGAAAGUGAUGACCAUUGA
This is a messenger RNA of Cladocopium goreaui, 255 nucleotides long. Lineage: Eukaryota; Dinophyceae; Suessiales; Symbiodiniaceae. The record is from the annotation of a GenBank genome assembly.